AUGGCCAACGACCACGUUUUCUCUCAUCUGAGGACAAGACAAGACAAGGUUCCUGGCGGUGAGGACAAGGUUCCUGGCGGUGAGGACAAGGUUCCUGGCGGUGAGGACAAGGUUCCUGACGGUGAGGACAAGGUUCUUGACGGUGAGGACAAGGUUCCUGACGGUGAGGACAAGGUUCCUGGCGGUGAGGACAAGGGUCCUGGCUGUGAGGACAAGGUUACUGGCGGUGAGAACAAGGUUUCUGGCGGUGAGGACAAGGUUUCUGGCGGUGAGGACAAGGUUGCUGGUUGUGAGGAGAAAGUUCCUGGCGGUGAGGACAAGGUUCCUGGCAGUGAGGACCAGCUUACUGGCGUUGAGGAGCAGGUUCCUGGUGGUGAGGACAAGGUGCCUGGCGGUGAAGACAAGGUUCCUGGCGGUGAGGACAAGGUUCCUGACGGUGAGGACAAGGUUCCUGACGGUGAGGACAAGGUUCCUGACGGUGAGGACAAGGUUCCUGAUGGUGAGGACCAGGUUCCUGGCGGUGAGGACAAGGUUACUGGCAGUGAGGAAUGAGUUGCUGGCGGUGACGACAAGGUUCCUAGCAGUGAGGACAAGGUUCCUGGCAGUGAGGACAAGGUUCCUGACGGUGAGGACAAGGUUCUUGACGGUGAGGACAAGGUUCCUGACGGUGAGGACAAGGUUCCUGGCGGUGAGGACAAGGCUCUUGGCGGUGAGGACAAGGCUCCUGGCGGUGAGGACAAGGCUCCUGGCGGUGAGGACAAGGUUCCUGGCGGUGAGGACAAGGCUCUUGGCGGUGAGGACAAGGCUCCUGGCGGUGAGGACAAGGUUCCUGGCGGUGAGGACAAGGUUCCUGGCUGUGAGGACAAGGUUCUGGCGGUGAGGACAAGGCUCCUGGCGGUGAGCACAAGGUUCCUGGCGGUGAGGACGAGGUUCCUGGCGGUGAGGAAAGAGUUGCUGGCGGUGACGACAAGGUUCCUAGCAGUGAGGACAAGGUUCCUGGCAGUGAGGACAAGGUUGCUGGCGGUGAGGACCAGGUUCUUGGCGGUGAGGACAAGGUUACUGGUGGUGAGGACAAGCUUCCUGGCGGUGAGGACAAGGUUCCUGACGGUGAGGACAAUGUUCCUGGCGGUGAGGACAAGGUUCCUGGCGGUGAGGACAAGGUUCCUGGUGGUGAGGACAAGGUUCCUGGCAGUGAGGACAAGGUUCCUGAUGGUGAGGACAAGGUUCCAUUGAUCCAUUGA
Messenger RNA from Paramuricea clavata, 1241 nucleotides. The record is from the annotation of a GenBank genome assembly. Lineage: Eukaryota; Metazoa; Cnidaria; Anthozoa; Malacalcyonacea; Plexauridae.